Molecule: messenger RNA, 1620 nt
Organism: Medioppia subpectinata
Lineage: Eukaryota; Metazoa; Arthropoda; Arachnida; Sarcoptiformes; Oppiidae
Source: the annotation of a GenBank genome assembly
AUAACAUCUCAUUUCAUAACAAAUACAAUUUAUUCAUACAAUCACUUCAUUUGAUCCCAAGAUAUGGAACAACAGUAGAUACCAAAGAUGACAUCACUCGAGACCACAGAUGACGGCAAUGAAGACAACAAACAACAGCCUAAGAUUUACGCGAAGAACUCAAUGGACAGAUUCGGUGAUGAUUUGUGUGCACUUAUAGUGUCUUACCUCACAUUCGAAGACCGAUUCCGUUACGAAUGUGUGUCCAAACAGUUCCAGAGGACAGUCUUCGAGAGUGUUGUGGACAUCACUCUUAGCGACCGAUUUAUUAACAAAAUAUUGAAGAGGAAGAAAAUUAAGAGACAAUUGUUGACCAGAAUUGUCAUAAAAUUUACAAACAUUGAGACCAUUGACUGCAGAGGAAUAACCAAAAAAUACGAGAAACUNUUCGAGAGUGUUGUGGACAUCACUCUUAGCGACCGAUUUAUUAACAAAAUAUUGAAGAGGAAGAAAAUUAAGAGACAAUUGUUGACCAGAAUUGUCAUAAAAUUGACAAACAUUGAGACCAUUGACUGCAGAGGAAUAACCAAAAAAUACGAGAAACUUGUUCCCGAAGUGUUGCAAAUAUUUCGAGACAAUUGUCGGCAUUUGCGGGAAAUUUACUGCAAUUUACGGGAAAAUAGUUCGCAAACAAUGAGUUCAUUGUUAGCACUGAUCACACGAAUCGGUAACUUCUGUAAAGAGUUUCGUAUAUUUGGAUCACUUAUUAACGGAAUUGAACCCAAAAGUGAAAGUCAAUCACUCAUUCAUUGCAACCGAUUGUCUCAUUUAAAUGUCAUCUCUUUGGCCGAUGUCUUCGACAGCACUUCCAGACAUAUAUUGGCCAAGAAUUUAACGAAAUUUGAGAGCUACUAUGGAGACCAACUUAAGGGACAGUUGUCUGCAUUUGUGGCACACAAUCAGUCACUAAGAAGUCUUACGUUUAGGACUGAUUUGUCUGCAUUUGUGGCACACAAUCAGUCACUAAGAAGUCUUACGUUUAGGACUGAUGUUAAAACUCAGGAAACACUUAACCAAAUGAGUGUCCAAUUGUCACGAUUAACGCAAUUACGGGAUUUGAGACUCGGGUUUGAGUUAUGUGUGGAUAAGCUAUCGGUGAACGAGUCUUUGCGUACAAUUGGCUUAAACUGCAAACAAUUGCAACGAUUGACACUAUUGUUGAUCUCAUCGCCCGAUUAUUCAAUACAAUUAACAUUGGAUUCGUUGGGAUCUUAUCACAGAUUAAAGCGCUUGCAAUUAGAAUAUAUAAACAUCGAUAUCAAUGCGAAUCCGUUUAAACACUGCAAGAGAUUAACACAUUUAGAGCUGAUAUUAACGCCAAAGUUAGCAAAAGUGUUGGAAAAUUGUCACCAAAAUUGUUCACGACUUCAAUAUCUAUACAUUCGUGACUUCGACAACAUUAUAGACACCGAGUGUUUGUCACACAUCUCAAGACUACCGGCGCUGCAAACGCUUGUCAUUCACUGCUAUCAAGACAUUGAUCUCUCGGACAAUGAUUUGAAUGCUGUGUUGUCUUCGAGUCCUAAACUCAAGACAAUUGAAAUCCAUGUAAACAAUGAGAAGAAGUUUUAUUCAAAGUAA